Molecule: messenger RNA, 2433 nt
Organism: Bufo gargarizans (Asiatic toad)
Lineage: Eukaryota; Metazoa; Chordata; Amphibia; Anura; Bufonidae
Gene: PTP4A1
Product: protein tyrosine phosphatase 4A1
Exons: 6
Coding region: 767-1288 (173 amino acids)
Biological process (GO): protein dephosphorylation
Cellular component (GO): nucleus
Molecular function (GO): protein tyrosine/serine/threonine phosphatase activity
Source: RefSeq, a predicted model, not a curated record
GGGCAGGCGGCAGGACGCGUCACAGGCGAUAUAUAAUGUAGGCUUUGUGACGCAGGCAGCCCGGCGUAAGUGUGAGUCGUGCGUGAGCCGCGUCCCAUGCUGUUUACUGGUCACGAAGGAGAAGUCAGCGAGAGGAGGUCGGGGCCGCAUCCAGCCCGUCACCGGAGCCUGCAACACCGUGCCCUGCCUACGGGAUACCGCCUUUUGCUGUAUGCGCCAUCACCGGCCGCCUCACGGCUCCACCACCGAUUCUUCCUAGGGACCGGCUGUAUGAUUAAGAUACAAUCUUCAAUGAGUAAGCAUAGCCCUCAGUUCUGUGGUGUUCUUGGUCACACAUUUAUGGAGUUUCUGAAGGGCAGUGGAGACUACUGCCAGGCACAGCAUGACCUCUAUGCAGACAAGUGAACUGUAAAAGAAAUCCAUUACUACUCCACUAAGAAACCCCCCUAAGCGCAAUCAACCUGGACAAGAAGUGUUGGCUUGAAUUUGGCAGCGCACUUUACCUAAGGGGCUGAUACCUGGAUGGGGUAAACGUCAGUGCACUGCUUGUCUUUUGUCUCAGUAUUACUGGAUUGAAGAUUUGCUACUUCUCGUGAGGAGGCUCAUUUCAUAUCCAUUGCUUCCAUCCAAACAGGCGCUGAGAAGUUUGUGGAGUAGCAGGAAGCUGACUUCAGUUUAUAAACGUAAUUUCCUUUUGUGAUUAACUUGAGUUUACAACUUUUUUUUUUUUUUUCCAACGAUCAAUUGUUUUUUCUAAAUUGGUAAAAUGGCCCGAAUGAACCGCCCUGCUCCAGUGGAGAUAACCUACAAAAACAUGAGGUUUCUCAUCACCCACAACCCCACCAAUGCCACCUUAAAUAAAUUCAUAGAGGAACUUAAGAAGUAUGGAGUUACUACAGUUGUAAGAGUGUGUGAAGCCACCUAUGACACUGCCCUAGUGGAAAAAGAAGGAAUUCAAGUUUUGGAUUGGCCCUUUGAUGAUGGUGCCCCACCUUCUAGUCAGAUUGUAGAUGACUGGUUAAACCUUUUGAAAGCUAAAUUCCGUGAGGAGCCUGGCUGCUGCAUUGCAGUCCACUGUGUUGCUGGGCUGGGAAGAGCUCCGGUACUUGUGGCCCUUGCUUUAAUCGAAUGUGGGAUGAAAUAUGAAGAUGCCGUUCAAUUUAUAAGGCAGAAGCGUCGAGGAGCUUUUAAUAGCAAGCAGCUGCUUUACCUGGAGAAGUAUCGUCCUAAAAUGCGGUUACGCUUUAAAGAUCCCAAUGGCCAUCGGAACAAUUGUUGCAUUCAGUAGAAGCUCCCCUUGUAGCUCCCGAAUAAAAUAACAAUUGUAGACCUGAACAGGAUCCAAUGCUAAUACCUGGUUAAUGUUUUAUAGGUCAAGUGUGCUUUGGAAAAAUGUGUAGGUCACAGCCCGUCCUCCCCUCAAGUGAGGAAGUGGCUGAAGUCGCGUAGAUAAAUGAUGUAAUUGAGCUUGAGAUUUAUUUGCUUACUUGUUGUGAUUUAUUUUUAAGUCCCUCCUUACUACUUAAUCUAAUAGUGCAGUAAAAAAAACACACAUGGUUCAUCUGUUCCCAAAACUUGUACCCAUGAAAUAAAUGACUGUACAAUGCCAAAACACCCAGCAAACCAUUUUUAUAGCGCAAUAAUUUUCAUUAUAGUCUGAAAGAUAUUGCUUGAAUAUUUACUGGCUGCUCACUGUAUGUUUACAUCGUCUCCCACACUUGCCGUAAGUCAGGGCUUGCACGAGUCUGUGUUGUGCGAGUUUUUAUUUUAUUUUUCAAAACUUUGCCAAUCAUGUGUAGGCUAAAUGCCAUAUCAUAACCUUUUCCGUUCUGUGAAAGCACACCGACCACAUUGUAGAAGUCUCCAGACAAAGCCUUACUAUGAAUUAAUGUCUGCGCCCUGUGGUGCAUCUUACAUGGAGGACCUUAGUGUAUUUUCUUUUCUUUUUUUUUUCCCCUCUUACUUUCCUAGUAAAAUGUUGCCUUUUGUCUUGUGCAGGAAGUGUAGAAUAUGCCAUUUUCUUCUGUAACUCUUUUUAAACAAAAUGUAGAUGCUUUAAUGUAGCUGGAUUCUUCAAGUUUCUGAAAGGUCCUUUCUUUAACUGUGCAUUUGGACAAUGUUUUUCCAACAACCGCUUUGUGACUUCUUUUAUCUCCCCUACUGAGUCUGCUUUUGCAAAAGCGGCACCCAGUCUGUAAUAUUUUGUAUACCUUUUGAGCUGUGUAACUUAAUAUUUCGAUACUUGAUGAUUUUGUUUUAUUAUGUAAUGGAUUAAAAAAAAUUGUGAUCUGUAUCGAUGUUAGCUCAAACAUAUAUUUAUACUGUCUUGGGAAUGUGUGGUGUUAGUACUGUGGGAGAAUAAGUUACCAGUGUUUCACCAGCUUGUAAAAUGUAGUAUGAAAGCAUAAACCUCUAAAUAAAGAAGGAUACAAA